Macrosteles quadrilineatus (aster leafhopper) is the source of this 2082-nucleotide messenger RNA. RefSeq names its product gastrula zinc finger protein xLCGF3.1-like. Gene Ontology annotation, molecular function: RNA polymerase II cis-regulatory region sequence-specific DNA binding; DNA-binding transcription factor activity. The transcript is spliced from 2 exons. NCBI's taxonomy places the organism in Eukaryota, Metazoa, Arthropoda, Insecta, Hemiptera, Cicadellidae. The record is from RefSeq and is a predicted model, not a curated record. Gene Ontology annotation, biological process: regulation of transcription by RNA polymerase II. Bases 486 to 1634 code for a protein of 382 amino acids.
AGGAAUCAAAACAAGAGAUCAUUCUGAUAAAUUUAUAUAAUGUAGUAGAAGAUUUCAGAGAAACAAGAGAAUAAGGAAAAUAGCUCAAGUAUAUUGUAAAAUACCUAACAUGCAUGGCAAGAUUUAACUACAAGAUUCAAUGUCAAAUGAGAACGGUAGCAUAUCAUGUAUCUGCUAUACAUGUUGAGACAUGUAGGAUGAGACAGAAAAGAAAUCAAAACAAGAGAUUAUACUGAUAAAUUUAUAUAAUGCAAUAGAAAUAUUCAGAAAAAUAAGAGAAAAAGAAAAAUCACUCAAGUAUACUGUAAAAUACCUAAUAUGCAAAGCAAGAUUUGACUACAAGAAGAUUCAAAUUCAAAUGAGAACGGUAGCAUAUCAUGUAUCUGCUAUACAUUAAAGAAGUCCUACAACACAAGUUUACUCUUUAAAAUACAUAAAACCCCCCUGAUUUGUUUACUUUCCUGAUUACGUAGCAGACUUAUGUGAUGAGUUCUACAGACAUAAAACGUGCAAGACUAGAUAUGUCAACUCACACAAAAAACUUUCCUCUCAAGUGUAUAAUAUGUGAGCAAAUCUGUUCAACUCUAUUUACCAUGAAGGGUCAUAUGUUAUAUCACACUGGAGAGCGUCCCUUUAAAUGUUUGACAUGUGAAAGAACAUUUGUCCGACUACACCAGGUAAAGAGUCAUUUGUUGAUACACCAUGGAAAGUGUUCUUAUAAGUGUACUGCAUGUGGGAAAUCCUUUACAUCUAAAUGCCAAAUGAUUACACAUUCAUUUCUCCAUACAGGAGAGAGACCUUAUAAGUGCACUAUAUGUGGAAAAUUCUUUACUUCUAGCAGCAAUAUAAGGAAUCACAUUAAAAUGGUUCAUACAGGGAUGAAACCUUAUAAGUGUUGUAUAUGUGGAAAGUCCUUUGCAUCUUCGAGCAAUAAGAAGAUACACUCAUUUCUUCAUACGGGAGAGAGACCUUAUAAGUGCACUACAUGUGGUAAAUCCUUUGCAUCAAAAGGCAACUUAAAGAUACAUACAAUGGUUCAUACAGGUGAGAGACCUUAUAAGUGCACUACAUGUGAAAGAUCUUUUGUGUCUAACAGCGUUAUGAGGCAACAUUCAUUGGUUCAUACUAAAGAGAAACCUUACAAGUGUAUUACAUGUGGAAAAUCCUUUGCAUUAAAACGCUACUUGAAGAAACAUGCAUUGGUUCAUACAGGAGAGAGACCUUACAAGUGCUCUACAUGUGGAAAAUCCUUUGCAUCAAAAGGAUCUAUGAAGACACAUGCAUUGGUUCAUACAGGAGAGAGACCUUAUACUUGCUCUACAUGUGGAAAAUCCUUUACAGCGAAACGUGUGAUGAAGAGACAUUUAUUGGUUCAUACAGGAGAGAGGCCCUAUAAUUGCACUACAUGCGGAAAAUUCUUUACAUCAAAAGACAACUUAAAGAGACAUUCAUUAGUUCAUACAGGAGAAAGACCUUACAAGUGCUUUACAUGUGGGAAAUUCUUUGCAGCAGAAGGUUACUUGAAGACACAUGCAAUGGUUCAUAUAGGUGAGAGACCUUACAAGUGCACUACAUGUGAAAAAUUCUUCGUGUCCAAGAGCAAAAUGAAGAGACAUUCAUUGGUUCACACAUAAAAGAUACCUUACAAGUGCACUACAAGUGGAAAAAAUCCUUGAGUCUAAGACCGUUAUGAAGACACAUAUUGCAAAGAUUCAUACAGGGGAGCGACCUCAUAAGAGCACUUCAUUUGGAAAAUCUUUUGAAAACAAAUAUGAAAUAAGGAUAAAUUUAUUAAUUAAUAACGGAGUUACACCCUCAACAUUUAAGUGUAUUAUAUGUUGAAAGUUGUCUGCAUUUAUAAGCCGUUUGAAGAAUCAUAUAAAAUUAAAUGACACUAUACAUUCAUUCAAUUUACAGUAAUUUAUUUAAAUAAACUUAAAACUAAACUUGAACAGAAUAAAGGUUUAUGAAGGGGGAAAAUGCUGAAAUAGUGUUUUAAAAUAAAUGUUUUAAUGAACAUAAAAUGUUUAGAACAAACUUUACAGUUUAUUAGCAUAAGCUUAACUUCUUUAAGGUCACAGA